AUGACUUGGAUUUCCAAGAUAACGACUACCUUUGGGCUACUGCUCCUAGCAGAUGCUUGCUACUCGGCUUACGAACAUUCCGUUCUCCAAACACAUCGAGCCGCAUCGCUCUCCUCCUUAACAGCACCACAUGGCGGCGCAGCUAGCGCGCUUCCGAUCGAUAUAACUAUCGAAACCAUUGUUGCCACAUUCAUUGUUUGCUUAGGAAUGGUCCUAGGAACGUCAAACUUACGACCGAUUCAAUGGCGCGUUUGGGCAGGGAAAAUUGAAAGAGAAGGCGAGACAGGAUUCCUCAAUAACAGCGGUGAGGUGGAGAAAGACUACGUCGGAAACCCCUUCCGAUUAUUAGAGAGUCGGCCGGGAUUUGUCGACAUUCGGAAGCAAAGGAAGGAGUUUGCUGAAUGGGUGAAAAAUAAAUAG
Messenger RNA from Hypoxylon trugodes, 420 nucleotides. RefSeq names its product magnesium transporter. Gene Ontology annotation, biological process: protein folding in endoplasmic reticulum. Gene Ontology annotation, cellular component: EMC complex. NCBI's taxonomy places the organism in Eukaryota, Fungi, Ascomycota, Sordariomycetes, Xylariales, Hypoxylaceae. The transcript is spliced from 2 exons. The record is from RefSeq and is a predicted model, not a curated record. Bases 1 to 420 code for a protein of 139 amino acids.